This is a messenger RNA of Siniperca chuatsi (mandarin fish), 3503 nucleotides long. Its product is annotated as long-chain-fatty-acid--CoA ligase 1-like. Bases 320 to 2416 code for a protein of 698 amino acids. NCBI's taxonomy places the organism in Eukaryota, Metazoa, Chordata, Actinopteri, Centrarchiformes, Sinipercidae. Gene Ontology annotation, cellular component: membrane; endoplasmic reticulum. The transcript has 21 exons. Gene Ontology annotation, molecular function: arachidonate-CoA ligase activity. Gene Ontology annotation, biological process: long-chain fatty-acyl-CoA biosynthetic process; long-chain fatty acid metabolic process; very long-chain fatty acid metabolic process. The record is from RefSeq and is a predicted model, not a curated record.
UACACAUCACCUUGUAACAGAAUCUGUGCGAGCGUUAAAGCAGAGUUUGGCGGUUGCUGUAGCAGCGGUAACAACAGCAUUCCCAGGGUUGCUGUAAUUGGAUGUUCAGCUGAAAAAGGGAAAGCCACUGUCUUACCUGGCUGCUUUCUGUUACAGGUUCCCUCCACACACACUCACCUCAGGGCCAGCAGGGAGUGCUCAGUGUUGUCAGGAGCACCCCACUGCGACGUUUAUCUAACACACACACUCACGCAAGUUUACCACUCCACCCACCCACACGCACCAACACACACUCGCCUUUUACCUCACCGGCAGCAUCAUGCUGAGCCAGGAGAUCUUGCAGAAGCUGAGGCUGCCACAUCUGGAUGAUGUCAGCCAGUACAUCAGGACUGUCUCCACCCCCAUGUUAGUUAGCAUGGGGGCAGUGGCUGCUGCGACAACCUACUACCUGGCAACACGACCCAAGGCCCUCCCACCAGUCUGCGACCUCUGCAUGCAGUCCGUUGAGGUUCCGGGCGGAGAGUUGGCACGCCGAUCAGUUCUGCUGAAUGGAGACGGUUACUUGACACAUUUCUACGAUGAUGCCAGAACAAUGUAUGAGUUCUUCCUCAGAGGGGCCAGAGUCUCCAAUAAUGGUCCCUGUCUGGGCUCCAGGAAGCCAAAGCAGCCCUAUGAAUGGAUGUCCUACAGAGAGGUAAUGGAGCGAACAGAGAAUCUGGGUUCAGCAUUUCUUCACAAAAGACACUCCAAGACCACCGACUCCCACAUUGGCAUCUUCUCUCAGAACAGACCUGAGUGGACCAUCAGUGAGCUGGCAUGUUACACCUAUUCUCUGGUGUCAGUCCCUCUGUACGACACACUGGGAACAGAAGCCAUCGCCUACAUUAUAGACAAAGCUUCCCUCUCGACUAUAGUGUGCGACGUGGUAGAUAAAGUCAACCUGGUGCUGGACUGUGUUAAGGACAGGGAACACUCUCUGAAAACCAUCGUUCUAAUGGAGUCCCCCAGUGCCGAGCUGGUCGGCAGGGGCCAACAGGCUGGAAUCCACAUCCUCAGCCUGCAGGAGAUGGAGGCUAUCGGGAAGGCCAACCAUCACAGACCAGUGCCUCCACGACCUGAGGACAUGGCUGUCAUCUGCUUCACCAGUGGAACAACAGGAAACCCAAAGGGAGUUAUGUUGACACAUGGGAAUAUUGUGUCCAACUGCUCAGCCUUCAUCAAAAUGACAGAGGUUUGCUGUCCACUGUAUCCAAGUGAUGUCCAUAUUUCCUUCCUGCCCUUGGCUCAUAUGUUUGAGCGAGUAGUGCAGGGGGUGAUGAUAGUGCAGGGAGCCAGGAUCGGCUAUUUCCAGGGAGAUAUUCUUUUGCUGACCGAUGACCUGGACACGCUGAAACCUACUGUGUUCCCUGUGGUACCCCGUCUCCUGAACAGAAUGUACGAUAAGAUCUUCGGGCAGGCCAACACCUCUCUGAAGCGCUGGCUGCUGGGAUUUGCCUACAGGAGGAAGGAGGCAGAGAUUAUGAAAGGCAUCGUGAGGAGAGACAGUAUCUGGGAUCGACUCAUCUUCCGGAAGGUCCAGGCCAGCCUCGGUGGUCGCGUGCGUCUCAUGUUAACAGGAGCUGCUCCCAUCUCUCCUGCUGUCCUCACCUUCCUCAGAGCUGCAAUAGGCUGUCAGUUCUAUGAGGGCUAUGGACAAACAGAGUGUACCGCUGGAUGCACCUUGACCAUGCCUGGGGACUCUAAUGCAGGUCACGUGGGAGCUCCUCUGCCCUGUAACUCAGUUAAACUGGUGGACGUGCCUGAGAUGAACUACCUGGCUGUAAACGGGGAGGGCGAGGUGUGUGUGAAGGGUCCUAACGUGUUCCAGGGCUACCUGAAGGACCCCGAGAAGACUGUGGAGACUAUUGAUGCAGAUGGAUGGCUUCACACUGGAGACAUUGGAAAAUGGCUUCCGAAUGGCACGCUGAAGAUCGUGGACAGGAAGAAGCACAUCUUUAAGCUGGCACAGGGGGAGUACAUUGCUCCUGAAAAGAUAGAGAACGUCUACUCGAGGAGUGAUGCAGUGGCACAGAUCUUUGUGCACGGAGACAGUCUGCAGGCAUGUUUGGUAGCAGUGGUGGUUCCUGACCCUGACUUCCUGUCUGGCUGGACCAAGAGGACCUUGGGACUGGAGGGCAGCUACCAGGAACUAUGUGGCAGAGCGGAAGUCAAGGCAGCCAUCAUGGAGGAUAUUAUGCGACUUGGCAAGGAAGGAGGCCUUAAGUCCUUUGAGCAGGUGAAGGCCAUCUACAUCCACACCGAGAUGUUCUCGAUCGAGAACGGCCUGCUCACUCCAACGCUGAAGGCCAAGAGGAACGAAAUGCGUCAACACUUCAGAUCUCAGAUAGACGAGCUGUACGCCGGGAUCGAAAUGUAGAAGGAGGAGGAGGAGAGCAAAAUGGAAGAAGAGACACAAGAGCUCUACCAAAGGUUUUUCAGAUGAAGAGGAAAGGAGGAGGCGGAGAGUGCAGUACAAGCUAAAGCACACAUGGGGAAGCAAAUGAAGGGGUUCUCUCAGACCAAAAGGAUCAUCGGCCGGUUUAGUCCUCGUGGCCAUAACACUAGAAACAACAGGAACAGGUCUUAAUGGAACUUGAUUCAGAGCAUUUAGAACAAAAUAAAUGACCAAUAGGAUCUAUGGCACCGACUACAAAACCUCCGAGGGUCCAGAGUAGAUUGUAUGCUUAAAAUCAAUGUUUCUGUUGAUGACGUAGUUUGGCCUAUGCCACGUUCAGUACAAAUUGUGUGAUCAUAUUUUGAUUCAGGUCUUUUUGUGAUAUUAUCUCAAUUAGGGGCAUUUUAAAGGGAAAUAUCAAAGUGCAGCUCUGUAGCAUCAGAUAUCUCAGGACUCCAGUGUCAGGAAACACACACGGUACCUCUGACGCAAACACACGCACACGCACGCACACACCUUCUUAACUUUAAGGAUAAGGAGGGAAGACUCAGACCACCGAAACGGGUUCACCGAUGGUUAGGAGCCAUAUUGAUAACGUUUCAGUCUCUUUGAUGAGAUUUUUUUAUCCGAUCUUUCUUGAGUUUGUUCAGUAGAAAGUUGAAAUCCACAAUGGAUAACAGGAUUGUUUCUGUUGGGUCCUUAAAAUCGUUUCAUGAAUAAGCUUAGGUCCAGUUAGGACCCUGGGAAACCAGCACAGUGAGCCAUACUAAAGAUAGUCUAAACAAAGCUAGCUGUACACAGGGAAUUCAGGUACUAAAGAACAAUCAGGACAUUUGUCAAUGUUUUAAUGUAUUUAUGAUGGUAACAGGAAGGGAAGAGAUUUGUUGAAUCAGUUUUCUUAAAUUAUUAUAAUAUAGUAGGGUGAAACUAUACAGCUUGAAUGAAAUCCUCUUGAAUAUUUAUGGUUUUAAUUUCAUGGAAGUACUUUUAACUGUGGUCUUGCUAUGAUUGUUUUUACUGUCAUUUCAGAUUUGUUUUGUAAAAAUUGUAAUUAAAAAUCAUCAGAAGA